UAAAACGUUGGUACCUCAGAGGCCUCCCGGCCAAGUACAGAGAAAAAGUAAAGCAACGUUACCCUGAGACCUAUGAGGAAACAAAAGAUUGGGCGAUCAAGAUCGAGAAGCAUGAAAAAAGUGACGAAUUCGACCUGAAAAAGGCCAACGUGAUAGGAGAAGAAUCGGCUUGCCAGAUGGAUCCCGAUGUCGAUGACUUGGCUAAUGCCUUUUCUGAAUUAAAGAUUCGUCGAGUUAGUCAGGGCGGUCAAGGUGAAAAGGGCGUUGAAAGGAUUGACAAGUUAGAAUCUACCGUUAACGAACUUACCAAGCUUGUUAAGGACAUAGCCAAUAAUAAAAAUCAACCCAAUCCCAACCAGCAAAAUCGCCCCAGCCGAAAUCAACCAAGAGACAUCCAAGGGAAUUGCCGACAAAGGCAAAACCCCAUCCAUCCAGCACAGA
Racocetra persica is the source of this 441-nucleotide messenger RNA. The record is from the annotation of a GenBank genome assembly. NCBI's taxonomy places the organism in Eukaryota, Fungi, Glomeromycota, Glomeromycetes, Diversisporales, Gigasporaceae.